Messenger RNA from Priapulus caudatus, 407 nucleotides. Its product is annotated as homeobox protein ARX-like. Gene Ontology annotation, biological process: regulation of transcription by RNA polymerase II. Lineage: Eukaryota; Metazoa; Priapulida; Priapulimorpha; Priapulimorphida; Priapulidae. The transcript has a single exon. The annotation marks the transcript as partial. Gene Ontology annotation, molecular function: RNA polymerase II transcription regulatory region sequence-specific DNA binding; DNA-binding transcription factor activity, RNA polymerase II-specific. The record is from RefSeq and is a predicted model, not a curated record.
GGGAGGAGCUGGCCAUGAGAGUAGACCUCACCGAAGCUCGAGUCCAGGUCUGGUUCCAGAACAGACGCGCCAAGUGGAGACGGCAGGAGAAGAUCGGCGCGCAUGCGCACCCGUACAUGCCGCCACCUAGCGGCGGAACGCUGAACUACCGCGGAUCUCGCUGCGAGUCCGAGGAGAGUGACGCACGUCCGGGCUUUCUUCCGCUGCACCAGACGAUGUCAGCCGAGCGCGCGCUCGCUCAUAAGGCGGCCGCUUACAACUGGAUGUCCGUGCUCGGUGCCGGCGGCGGCUUCCUGUCGUUCGACUUCCAGAAGAGCUACUACGGCGCGUCGUCGCUUCCCUAUCCCCUCAGUCCGUGUCAACCCGCUGCCGUUAAGGUGCAAGAGUCGGCGGGAGCGGGAGCGUUG